Beauveria bassiana ARSEF 2860 is the source of this 546-nucleotide messenger RNA. Its product is annotated as RNA recognition domain-containing protein. Bases 1 to 546 code for a protein of 181 amino acids. Gene Ontology annotation, molecular function: RNA binding. The record is from RefSeq and is a predicted model, not a curated record. The transcript has 5 exons. Lineage: Eukaryota; Fungi; Ascomycota; Sordariomycetes; Hypocreales; Cordycipitaceae.
AUGGCUAAGCUUUUUAUCGGCGGCCUCGCAUGGCACACUGAAGAGGCCACUCUGCGCCAAAAGUUUGAAGAGUUUGGCGCCGUUGAAGAAGCGGUCGUGGUCAAGGAUCGAGACACUGGACGAAGCCGCGGCUUCGGCUUUGUUCGGUACAACCAGGAAGCGGAUGCCCAGAGUGCCAUCGCUGCGAUGAACAAUGUCGAGUUUGACGGCCGAACGAUUCGAGUCGACAAGGCUUCCGACAAUGGGCCCCGUGGCGGAGGAGGCUUCGGACGCGGUGGUCACGGCGGCUACGGGCGCGGUGGCUACGGCGGCGGCCCUCCCCAGUACGGCGGCCCUCCUCAGGGUGGCGGAUAUCCCAUGGGCCAGCCCAACGUCUAUCCUCCUGUCGCUUACGGUCGCGGGUACCCGGCUGCACCCCAGGGUUAUGCGCCGCCUCCUCAAGGAUACGGCGCUCCCCAGUAUGCCUACCCUGACCCGGCCCUGCAGCAGCAGCAGCAGCAACAGCAGCCGCAGCAGCCGCCUCCCCAGGGUGGACAAGGCUAUUAA